GGCUCGCGGGAGGCCGCCUGCGGGGCGUCAGGCCCGGAUCCUCAGGGUGGGCUGGGCGCGCGGGAGAGGCGCCCCGCGAGAGCCGGGCUUCCUGUCGUAUAUGCCAGCGUCGUGGGGACGCCUCUCGGCGCCGAGAAGUGGCGGUUUCGUUUUUAGAAGCACUCACCGCAGCGGGUGUGGAGAGGCGGCCGACGGGACGAGCGUGACGGCCUCCCGAGGUUUUUCUAUAUGAGUAGAGAAGACAGUUGUUGCAAGUAAAAGACAACAUUUUUUAGGAUGUCUGACGAUGAAGAAAAAGUGAAAUUACGCCGUCUUGAACCAGCUAUCCAGAAAUUCAUUAAAAUAGUAAUCCCCACAGACCUGGAGAGGUUAAGAAAGCACCAGAUAAAUAUUGAGAAGUAUCAGAGAUGCAGAAUCUGGGACAAGUUGCACGAAGAGCAUAUCAAUGCGGGACGUACAGUUCAGCAACUCCGCUCCAAUAUCCGAGAAAUGGAGAAGCUUUGUUUGAAAGUCCGGAAAGAUGACCUAGUACUUCUGAGGAGAAUGAUAGAUCCUGUUAAAGAAGCAGCAGCAGCAGGGGCAGCAGAAUUUCUCCAGCUCCGUCAGGAAUCUGUAGAAGAACUUGAGAAACAAUUUCAUGAUGAAGAAACUUUAUUACAGCCUUCUUUGACCAGAUCUAUGACUGUUGGUGGAGCAUUUCACACUACUGAAGCUGAAGCUGAUCCUCAGAGUAUGACUCAGAUAUAUGCAUUGCCUGAAAUUCCUCAAGAUCAAAAUGCUGCAGAAUCAUGGGAAACCUUAGAAGCGGACCUAAUUGAACUUAGCCAACUGGUCACAGAAUUCUCUCUCCUAGUGAAUUCUCAGCAGGAGAAGAUUGACAGCAUUGAGGACCAUGUCAACAGUGCUGCUGUGAAUGUUGAAGAGGGAACCAGAAACUUGGGGAAGGCUGCAAAAUACAAGCUGGCAAUUCUGCCUGUGGCAGGUGCACUCCUCGGAGGAGCGGUGGGGGGUCCGAUUGGCCUCCUUGCAGGCUUCAAAGUGGCAGGAAUUGCAGCUGCACUUGGUGGUGGGGUGUUGGGCUUCACAGGUGGAAAAUUGAUACAAAGAAGGAAACAGAAAAUGACGGAGAAGCUCAUUUCCAGCUGUCCAGAUCUUCCCAGCCAAACUGACAAAAAAUGCAGUUAAAAACCAAACUUCAGUAUUAUUGGCUCCAACAUGUUUAUACUAAUGGACCUUUGUUGCUGUCGGACACUCAGCUUUUGGAACAUGAUUAUAUCAAGACUAGAGGCCCGGUGCACGAAAUUCGUACACUUGGAGAGGGGUCCCUCAGUCCAGCCUGUGCCCUCUCCCAGUCUGGGAGCCCUCGGGAGAUGU
Molecule: messenger RNA, 1374 nt
Organism: Myotis lucifugus (little brown bat)
Lineage: Eukaryota; Metazoa; Chordata; Mammalia; Chiroptera; Vespertilionidae
Gene: STX17
Product: syntaxin 17
Exons: 8
Coding region: 277-1185 (302 amino acids)
Biological process (GO): intracellular protein transport; exocytosis; vesicle fusion
Cellular component (GO): endomembrane system; autophagosome membrane; SNARE complex
Molecular function (GO): SNARE binding; SNAP receptor activity
Source: RefSeq, a predicted model, not a curated record